This is a messenger RNA of Phymastichus coffea, 1389 nucleotides long. RefSeq lists its product as uncharacterized. The transcript has a single exon. The record is from RefSeq and is a predicted model, not a curated record. Gene Ontology annotation, molecular function: nucleic acid binding. Bases 1 to 1389 code for a protein of 462 amino acids. Lineage: Eukaryota; Metazoa; Arthropoda; Insecta; Hymenoptera; Eulophidae.
AUGGGAUGGUUUACGAAAGGUUCGGGUAGAACGUACGAUAGCUUAUCAGGAACAGCAACUCUUAUGGGAAAAUAUAGUAAAAAAGUUUUAUCUACAAUGACAUUGAAUCGAGUAUGUAAAAAAUGUGAGAUAGGACUUAGUAAAGAUAGUCAUGACUGCAGAUUGAAUUUUUAUGGAACAGCCAAGGCGAUGGAGCCUUAUGCUGCCGUAAAGCUUACCAAAGAUAAUGAUAUAUUGGCUAGUUGCAAUGUUGAAGUAGGUGUUAUUAUUACUGACAAUGACAGCAGUGCGAUUGCCGCUAUGCGUAACUCUCUCAAUUAUGAGAUUGUAAAACAAGCAGAUAAAAAUCAUCAGAGCAAGGGAGUUACUAAAGCAUUAUGGAAAAUCCAACCUAAAUUCAAAGAACUAAAUGGUGAUAGCAUCAAUUAUUUGGAUAAAUGUUUUAAUUAUUGUGUUUCUCAAAAUAUUAAUGACGCUGCACGCAUGACUGAUGCAGUGAGAAAUAUACCAAAUCAUAGCUUUAACUUGCAUGCGCUAUGUGGUUCCUGGUGCAAAUUUAAAACAAAUCCAGAUACUUAUCGUCACAAAGUUAUUGGUGAUGGGUUCAAAAACCCAUAUCUUUAUGACGCGCUUAUAGGAAUUUUUGAUGAUUUAGCUAAUAGAACACAACAAUACUCAGCCGGCGCUUUCACCAACCCGAACGAAAGUAUGAACGCUUCAAUAGUAAGUAGGGCUUCGAAGUCUAGAUUGUACAGUAAGACUAUAUUUGCUCAGCAGAGAGUGGCUGUUACAUCGUGCGAUAGAAAUGAAGGUCAAAUAUAUAAAUGCGAAUUAAGUAAAAAAGUACAUUGUUCGCCAGGUAAAUACAUAAGAUUAUAUGCAAAUCAAUGCUACCGCGUUCGUCGCAAAAGAUAUGCUUAUGCUCAGACGCCCGAGUUUAAAAGGCGACGUCUUUUUUUAAAAAAGAGGAAAAUAGAGCUUAGAAAAAAAACAGCUUUAACUGAAGGAUGUACAUAUGAAUCAGACUGCCAGCUUUUGAAAAGUCUCGACGUAUACGUUCCAAUUGCCAGUUUUUCUGAAAAUGCCGAACCGUUAAUAGUUUUAUUUGAUUUAGAAACGAGCGGCUUCGCUAAAACAGCUGAUAUUUUACAGAUAGCUGCAAAAUUUGGGGAAUUUGAGUUUUGUACGUAUACACGACCAAGUCAAGCUAUUGAUGAAAAAUCUAGUAAAGUUCACGGAUUACGUUUUAUAGAUAAUUAUUUAGAAUAUAAUGGUAAUAGAGUCGAAUCAGUUUCGCUCACAGAAGGCAUAAUUGGAUUUUAUGAGUUUCUUUAUCGUCUGAAUAGAAAGUGUAUUUUAACUGCUGUAACAGGCUGCCGUUUAGUCUAA